CGAUCAUCAAUUGAGGGCGCUCUUUAACUUAACCUUGUUGUUUUUGUAGGGCUAGGGAAGAUGAACAUGAUGAAAGAAGCGAGGGGAAACGUUUUCUGAUGAAAGCCAACGCCAACAAAAACUGAACUUUGAAGUUUGAUUCGGUGACAUCGAUGCAGCCAUGACAACCCAACUGUGUUUCAACCAGUCGGAGGCCAUUGAGCUUCAUGGCCCGCAUGGCCUGUACCUCAAGCCCAUUGCAAAGCUCAACAUCUCCGUCACGCUACCCCAGAUGAAAAUGGAAGGCAAGUCCAUCAGCAACUGGGAGGUCAUGGAGAAGCUGAAACGAAUGGCCAAGCCAGACUCCUUCCUGGUGCUUAGGGUCAGUAAGAGCUCCUUGGAGUUCCUCCGCUUUGAGGCAGAAGUGGAAGCCAAGAGCCUCAUCAAGGUCCUCAUCUUGAGACUUGACGGCAAAGUCAUCAAACUCAGUGGGUUCCCCGAGGCUCUCAAAGUCCGGGCAGCCGAGGCCAAGAUCAACUUCCCGAACCGGCAUGACUGGGACUCCUUCUUCCGCGACGCCAAAAACAUGAACGAGAGUAACCCCGGGGAGCGGCCAGACACGAUCAAGGUCGAGAACCUGCCCUGCAAGUGGUUCUCCUCCACGGCUGAGCCUGACAAGCCCAGCGAGCUUAUCGUCAAGAAGAUCUUUGAACUGCUCGGGGAGAUCCGUAAUGUGGACAUCCCGAUGCUGGAUCCAUACCGGCAUGAGUCGCAGGUCAUCGGAGGAAACUUUCGGACAUUUUCCUCCUUCAACACGUUGAUAUUUGAGGCGUACAUACAGUACACAGAGUAUAUCGGAUUCGUCAAGGCAAUGGAUGCUUUGAAGGGAAUGAAACUCUUGAAGAAAGAGACAAGUGCAGAUGAAGAAGGCAAAGAAGGCAAAGCAUACACAGCUGACAUCAAGGUGGACUUUGACAAGACGCGCCACCUCAGCGCCAAAAGCAUCCGGAAGCGGGAGAAGGAACGCCAACGACUGAUCGAACUUGAGAAGCAACGGGAAGAGCAGAAGAGAUUGGAACGGGAAGAAGAAGAGAGAAAAAAGGAGGAAGAAAGGAGGAGGAAGGAGCAAGAGGAGCUGUACAAGACCCAGCGCAAGCAGGCCAAGCUGACGCGCCGGGAGGAGCGGCGACAGCAGCGAGAGGAGAAACGACGCCGGCUGCGGGAGGAGAAGAAACGGCAGCGGCAGGAGCAGGAGCUGCAGCGUCGGAUAGCGCUGGAGGAACGCAAGCUGCUGAUUGCGCUGCGGCAACUGGAGUCCAUCCGGCUGCUGACGGAACUCUUUGAACGGGUCAAGGUAGUAAAACAACAUGAAGAAGUCCAACGCCGGCUUGAAGAACUGGAACAGGAACGACUCCGGCAGUUGGAAGAAGAACAGCUCAAGAAGGAAAGGGAGGAGCAGUCCCGGGCCAAAGAAGAAGCACGCAAGAAGCGCGAGCUGCGACGGCGCGAACUGCGGCUCAAACGCAAGCUGACGGAAAACCUCAAGACCCGAGAGGAACUGGAGGAAGAAAAAAGGCGCGAGGAUCUCAGGCAGAAGCUGAGCGGGCGGACAAGGCUCAAGUCGGCCGUCGUGACCAGUCGGUAUCCAAGGCCUCACAUCGAUGAUGAAUACCGCGCCUACGGGAACAGGGACGAAGUGAAAAUCAGGAAGCCAAAGAUUAAAUCGGCUGUGGCGUUUAAGCACAGGUAGCAGUGCAGACGGUGCGGAGUGCACAACGGACUUGUUAUCAACUUUGGAAGAGAACUUGUACAAGGGAUGAAAGGAUUGUGCGUUAGAGCUCUCGACACAAAACUUGCCCGUGUGUUUUUUAGCGUGGAUUUUUGAAGUGUUGUGCUUCUGAAACUAAGUCUUUGUUGGCAGUAUUCUGGUCAAAGGAAUUGGUAAAAAUGUAGGCAACAAAAAGUGACGUAAUAUUUAGUUCAAAGUUGUAU
Molecule: messenger RNA, 1971 nt
Organism: Patiria miniata (bat star)
Lineage: Eukaryota; Metazoa; Echinodermata; Asteroidea; Valvatida; Asterinidae
Product: A-kinase anchor protein 17A-like
Exons: 5
Coding region: 161-1729 (522 amino acids)
Source: RefSeq, a predicted model, not a curated record